AUGUCCACGAACUACAGUGGUGGACAGAGUGGACAAAAACAGCAAACCAGCAGCAGUACUUAUAUUCAGGGUUCCCAAGGCAGCCAGUCCUAUGGCCAGGUCUACAGACCUCAAAGUGGCAGUUCCUAUGGUCAGGGUGGAUCGAGUUUCUCAGGCAGCAGCAGCUCCUAUGGCCAGGGCUACCAGCCUCAAGGUGGCAGUUCCUAUGGACAGCAGGGCGGAUCUGUUUCCUACGGUGGCAGCAGUGGUUGUGGACAAGGUGUCUCCUAUGAUAGCAAUCCCUGUCACCAGGGUGGAUCACAGGGUAGUCAGAGUGGCUCAUAUUCCUCACAAAACUAUGGUGGUAGCCAACAGAGUGGAUCAUCAUACUCCCAAAAUUAUGGUGACAACCAGGAUGGAUCCUACUCACAAAACUAUGGUGGUGGCCAAGGUGGAUCAUCCUCAGACACCUAUUAUGACAGUCAGGAGUCACAAGAUUCCUCAUAUGAUAAUAAUCCCAAUGCUUGUGAUGAUAAUGACAUUACCUAUAGUGCCAAUAGUCAGCGUUCUGGUUGUACAAAGAAGAAAGUUGUUGUUGCCCGAGACACAUCACAUGUUUUAAGCAGAAGAGCCUAUGAUGUACAGAAUGCAUCUUCUUCAAAUAGCAGCCACUCUGACGUGCAGGGUGGAUCAUUUAUUGCAACCAGCGGAUCAAGUAAUCAGGGUGGUUGCAUUUGUCCUGAUGGAAGCAGCGGUCAUAGACAGGGAGGGCCUUCCUUCUAUCCUGGUGGAUCUUAUGGACAGGGAGGGUCUUCUGUUUAUGAUGGCAGCAGUGAAUCCUAUGGUCAGGGUGGAUCUUCUGCUUAUAGUGGUUCUGAGACUUAUGGCCAGGAUUCAGCUUCCAUGGGAGCCAGUGAAACUGAAUAUAGUGAUUCCUCCUCACCAUCUGGUAGCCGCCAGAGUGAACGGGAUUUUUAUUCCCCAGGAGGCAGCCAGUCAGGUGGACAUGGGUCAUCUUCUCAAAGUGGUAGCUACUCCAGUGGACAGGACACAGCCUCAUCUGGAAGCAGCCAGUAUGGGGGGCAGGGUUCACCUUCCUCAGGAGGCAGCCAGUCUGGUGGACAGGGUGGAUGUGAUUGUUCUGGGGGAAGUUCUGGUGGAUCCUCUACUUUAGUCAGAAGUGAUUCCUCUGUAAAUGACUCGUCUUCCUCUGGAGGCAGCCAGUACAACAGCCAAGAUUCAUAUUCCUCUGGAGCUAGCCAGUAUGGAGGACAUGAGUCAUCUUCUUAUGGAGGCAGCCAGUAUGGUGGACAAGGUUCAGGAGGCAGCCAAUAUGGUGGACAGGGUUCACCUUCUUCAGGAGGCAGCCAGUAUGGAGGACAGGGUCCAUCUUUGCCAGGCAGCAGCCAUUAUGGAGGACAGGGUAUAGCUUCUUCAGGAAGCAGCCAGUAUAGUGGACAGGGCUUUUCUUCAGGAGUCAGAGAGUCUGGUGGACAGGGUGGGUGUGUGUGCCCCGGUGGAGGUUCAGGCUCUUUCUCAGGAAGCAACUACCAUGGUGGACAGGGUUCAUAUCCUGGAAGCAAUCAGUAUGGUGGACAGGCAAGCAUAUUUUCUUUGUUUUCAAGAUCUUCUUUCUACUUGCAAUUUAUUAAACAAGAAAUAUCAUGCAGUACAUAUACUGACAGCUUUUUGGGGUCAUUUUACUCCUAAUAAAUAUUUGAAAACAGGACUGUCAGUAGCUAGAGUCUACUUGAAAUGGAGUAGCAUGAACAAAUUUCCAAAUAAAGAAAUUCUGUAGAUAAUUCAAGUUGUUUUAUGUCAGAAUGCCUCUUAUCUCAAAUUAUUAUUUUAAAUUUUAAUUUAUAUGAAUUUUUGUAUUUACAUUAAAUACUUGGAAAAUUUGGUACAGAAUAAACCAAUAGAUACUGCUUUAAAAAAAUACAAAUUCUGGUCUCUUACACACAAUAACACUACUUUCCUCUUCAACUCAAGACCCUUCCUGUCA
Messenger RNA from Parus major (Great Tit), 1984 nucleotides. RefSeq names its product loricrin-like. The record is from RefSeq and is a predicted model, not a curated record. The transcript has 42 exons. Lineage: Eukaryota; Metazoa; Chordata; Aves; Passeriformes; Paridae. Bases 1 to 1689 code for a protein of 562 amino acids.